Puccinia triticina is the source of this 2067-nucleotide messenger RNA. RefSeq lists its product as uncharacterized. The record is from RefSeq and is a predicted model, not a curated record. NCBI's taxonomy places the organism in Eukaryota, Fungi, Basidiomycota, Pucciniomycetes, Pucciniales, Pucciniaceae. The coding region runs from base 1 to 2067 and encodes 688 amino acids. The transcript has 3 exons.
AUGCCUCCGCCUUGCCCCGAGCCCCUCCGAAGGGAGAACAUCACCAUCGACCUCACAACGCCCUCCCCCCCGCCCCGCAAGCCAGCCUCCUCCCCGCUCUUCCCCAUCCCAACAGUCUACUCCCAGCCCCCGCCCUCCCGCACGCGCACGCCACCCACCACACGCCAACCUGCCUUCUUCGUCAUCUCCGACGGAUCCGAUCACGAGCCUCCUUCGCCCCAUCCCAGAACGCCGCCUCAGCCACACCGAGCUCACACCCCUGCCGGCGAACCCAGCCCCGCCUCGUCAUCCUCAACAACCGAUGCAGCCCAUGUCGAACGCUCCCUGCUCCAACACACCCUUCUCCUCCAAGAAGAGCCCCCUCCCCCGACCCCCCCGCCGCGCUUCCUACCCUCUGACAUCAAGCUCCUCAACGCCUACCUGUGCAGACCGAUCUCGACCGUCAUGGCCACCUGCUCGUCGCUCAUCAUCCCACCCCGCCAGAUCCCAGGCCUGCCGCCCGACAAGCUCGAGACACUCUAUGCCAAAGACACCUGGAGAAUCAAACCCGAGUCGCUCGCCGCCCCCGGCAUGUCCCAGAAGGUCGCCUGUUGGAUGUACGGCCAUGGAUGGCCCGCCAAAACUUUCCUCAUCUCGGGCUGGCUAGUCGGAGUCGAUAGGAGGGAAAGAUUCAUCACCUACCACAUCGACGAUGGGACCGCCGUGCUGGAAUGCCAAAUCAACAUUGCCCAACUUAACAAAGCCUUCGAUUCGACCUCUCAGGAGUACUCCCGCCUCCCUCACGAGAAGGAGCCCCCCCAGAAGAGCAGGGAUGCCAGCGCGCAAGAAGAGUGUCCAGACCAGAGUGCCAGCUCAUCCAGCCCGGCGCCCACACCCAAACCCCGAUCAGAUCCCCGGCUCGACCCUUACCGGCGCCUGCCCUCGCCCGAUCGCAAGUCUCAUACGACCAGAGCGACUGCCACCCACGCGCUGGAACCCCCACAGCUCGAAAACCCGGUCGCAGAGGCAGUCACCGAAGAGACCAUCGCAAAAUACGCCGCGUUGAAGAUCGGGAUCGUCUUGCGACUGGUCGGCAGACCCAAGUCGUUGUUCCGGGACACCAAACGAGUCCUCGAUCUCGAGCGGGUCAUCAUCGUGCAGGACAAUCAGGAUGAAGAGGAGAUCCGGUUCAGGCAACAUGUGAAAUACUGCAGAACGCAUAUCUACAAUCAACCUUUCCGACUAUCUAACGUCUGGCCCGAGGGCGUCAAAUCGCUCGGCCCCGGGCAUUCGCAUUCAACCCACUUCUUCCCCAAGAGUUCAACGGCUGUCACCAGCCAGCAACCAGUCGAAAAAGAGAAAGAAACGAGACGGCUGAAGCUGCCGCCGGUCUCAAGACUAACUCCCCAGCAGCUCACCUUCUCGAAUUAUCUGAACUACGUCAGCCACUACAUCGUGUCCCGAUACGACGAUGACGCCAGCAAGACCACCUACAGCUACCACGAGCUGAAGAGGAAGAUCGACCGAUCAGAGGCGAUAGUCUUGGACGACUUCUCGAUCGACGAUCUCCUGGAAGAGGGGCCGAAGGACGACCGGCACGGGGGCCUGCGGGCCGAGAUGGGCCAGUUCACGGCCAAGCUGGUCGCGCAACAGGCCCAGGAGGGUCCAGAACGCCAAGCCUCGGACUGCGAGCGGCCGGCCAAGAAGCAGCGGCAGCAGCAAGGCGUCUUCCUCACCGACGCCGACAGACACCGCUUGUCGCGGAAGACGCUGGGCUCGAACAAGGCCUUGGUCACCCGGGCCAUCCAAGCCUUGGUCAACCAAGGCACCAUCAUCAUCUCGCCCACCGACGAGCGCCGCUUCGCCAUCCCCAACCUCGCCAGCCUCGGCCCCAAGAUCCUCCACAUCAUCAACACCACCACCCUCCCGCCCCCAGACCCGACAGCUACCUCCGUCUCCGUUAACGCGAUCCUUAGAGGCCUCGCUCGCGACGAGCUCUGGAAGGCCGUCCAUCGCGAAACCGUCGUCGCCGUCCUCCGCCGCCUCCAGCUCCGUCAAACCGGCCCCGACUCCUGGCGGAUCCCAUAA